Molecule: messenger RNA, 1068 nt
Organism: Juglans regia (Persian walnut)
Lineage: Eukaryota; Viridiplantae; Streptophyta; Magnoliopsida; Fagales; Juglandaceae
Exons: 5
Coding region: 1-1068 (355 amino acids)
Source: RefSeq, a predicted model, not a curated record
AUGGCUACCUUUGGAGCAUCAACAUCUGUUCCUAUUUUCAGUGAUGAAAAUUAUGAUUAUUGGAGCAUCAAAAUGAAAACUUUUUUCAUCUCUCAAGAUUUGUGGGAUGUAGUGGAAAGGGGGUUGACAGUUCCAGCAGUAGGAGUUUCGGAUUCAACUCAAUCCAAGCAAGAAACUACCAAAGAUGCAAAGGCAUUGUUCAUCCUACAACAGGCUGUGUCUGAAUCAAUCUUUCCAAGAUUGAUGAGGGCUGAAACUUCAAAGGCAGCAUGGGAGAUUCUGCAGGCAGAAUUUCAAGGAAAUACUAAGGUAAAACUUAUCAAACUUCAAGGCUUUAGAAGAGAGUUUGAAAAUUUAAAAAUGAAGGAAUCUGAAGCAGUAAAAGAAUAUGAUUCCAGAUUAAUUGAAUUAGUUGAUCAGAUGCGUGCCCAAGUUUACCCCGAGAAGUAUGAUCAUGUAGUAGCAGCUAUUGAAGAGUCAAAGGACUUGCAAACUUUGUCAGUUACUGAGUUGAUGCGUUCCCUUCAAGCCCAUGAGCAAAGAUUAGCUAGAAGGAAUGAUGGUUCUUUGGAGCAUGCAUUUCAAUCAAGAGUGAAUCUGAAAAACAAAAAAGCAAAAGAUUAUAAAAAGAAGCCUCAAAAGGAUUACAAGAAUUCUGAUCAAGUUCAAAUGGAAAACAAGAUGAAAGGGAAAAUGGGCGAAUUUCCUCCUUGUGAUACAAGAACAAUCAACAAGCUAACUAUUCAGAAGAAAAAGGAGAAUGAGCAUUUAUUUUUUGCAUGUCAAGCUCUCACUCAAGAAGAGAAUAUAUGGUUCAUAGACAGUGGAUGUAGCAAUCACAUGGCAACUGAUGAGGCUAUUUUCACUGAUCUAGACACCUCUAUUAAAGCCAAAGUCAAGAUGGGAAAUGGAGAACUUGUUGAAUCUAGAGGAAAAGGCACAGUGGCCAUCUCAACAAAGAAAGCAUUCCUAAAUGGGGUGUUGGAAGAAGAAGUUUUUGUGGAUCAACCCGAGGGGUUCGAGAAAGAAGAAGGCAAAGUCUAUAAACUGAAAAAGGCCUUGAAGUAA